AUGAACACGGUGAAAAAACGGUUCACUUCAGGAUCUUCAAAUAUUGGAUCACCUACUAAAGAAGAUUUAAGAUCAGUGUCUGCUGGUUCCCUUUCAGAUUUAUCUCCUGAAUUAGUACCGAUUGUAACAUUAUUAUCAUCCCAAAGUCAUAGAAGAUAUCAUGAAGGUAUAUUUAUGUUAUAUUAUGAUUUAAAUGGUGAUGGGAAACCUGCUGAUAGAGAGUGGAGAGAAGUUUAUGGGAUUUUAACUGGAAAUCAAUUAGCUUAUUGGGAUGCUGCAAACUUGGCCAAUUUUAAGAAUAACAUGAAUCCUGCAACUUUAUUAGAAAGUACUUCUAAACCAAAUUAUAUCAACUUUAGUGAUUCUGUUUAUAAUGCUAUGAAGGUGUUACCUGCGGCCAAACAGAAUUUAGAUAAUGUUAUUAUUGUAUCAACAACCUUGAAGAAUAGAUAUAUCAUUCAAUUCAAAUCGUUGAAUGAUUUGAAUAAUUGGUACAGUGCUUUAAGAUUAUCAAGUUUUGAAUACCAAUCUUUACAACAUGCUUAUACUGGAGCCUUAUUGAGUGCAAGAGGUUCUAGAUUAAGUGAUAUUAAGACUAUCUUAGCAGAAAAGAGAUUUGAUCAUGAAGAUUGGGUUAGUAUUAGAUAUGGUAGUGGUAUGGCAUGGAAAAGAUGUUAUGCUGUUAUUGAACCUUCAGUCACCAAAAGAAAAACCUUCACUCCAGGUAGAAUCUUAUUCUAUGAAAACGAUCAAAAGAAGAAGAAGACUUUAACUGCUGUAGUUUCAAACUGUUCAUCAGUUUCAGCUGUUUAUCCCCAAAGUCAUUUAUUGAUUGAUCAAAGUACAAUGUUGAAAUUGGAAGGUUAUAUAAAUUUCAAAUCUCCUUCGUUAUCAACUAAAGUUAGUAAGAAAUCUAUUGAUGAUUUCAAAAACACUUCAAUCUUCUUGAUGCCUGAAGCUCAUAGUUCAGUUCCAGGUUUCGAUACUUUGAUUAGAUUCAUGAUCCCAUUAUUGGAUUCUUUUGGUUUAUAUGGUAGACCUAAGAGAUUAAAAGCUGAAAGAAAUGAUGUAGAUUCCUUAUUAUUUGGUUUACCUACUUUACCUCAUGUUCAUUAUCUUGAACUUGAUGAUAUCAAAUCUUUCGCAGCCAAAUCAGAUUUCUUAUCAUGGGAUGUGAAUACUUGGAAUUCCAACUUCAAGAAUUUAUUAAAAUCAAAGAUUGACAGAGGUUAUGAAGGUUGUGGAUCAUCAAGAGGUUUUGCUGGGGCUUUAAAUACUUUGAACUCUCCUCAAACCCCAAGUACCCCAGCUUUCAAUUCAUCUCCUCAGAAAUUCAAACCUCAACCUGCUGAACCUAAACUUAGUACUUUAAGUUCUUCAAACACUUCAUUACCUUAUCAACAACCAAUCAAAUCGGAAACUAUUUUACCUUAUCAAACAGGUGAAAGAAAUUUCUCAAACGGAUCAGUUGUUCAUAAUCCAAGUAAGAAUGUCAAUAACUUGAGUAUCAAUGCUAAGGAAACCAGUCCAGAUUAUUCUUCUCAUCAUAAAUCUAUCGAGUUGUCUGAUAUCUAUCAAAAAUAUCAAGAUAUCAAAUCACCUUCUGAUCAAUUUAAUGUUGAUAGAAACAAAUUGUUAAACGGAUCUUAUGAAGAUAUCGAUGAAGAUGAAUUACCUGAAAACAUAAGAAAAAUCAAUUUAAGUGAAAAUGUUUAUCCUACCAAUGAUAAUGACUUAUUCAGUGAUGAAGAUGAAGAAAGUUUAAGUAGUAGUGAUAAAUUCGAUUCCAGAAAUAUUGGUGCUAGUAAAGGUAAUUUAAUUGUUCCUCCUUACAACAAUAGAAAUUCUUCAUAUUCUUCAGUUCAAAGUCCAAUGACUCAAUAUAACGAAUUUAACGAAAAAUUCAGUGCUGCCAUUUCUCCUAGUGCUGAGAAGGUCAUUCAAUUACCAAAGGAAUCAAAUUUCCAAAACUUUUCCGAUAGUGAACCUGAAUCACCUCCUCCACCUCCUCCACAUUUGAAUUCUUCCCCUUAUAAGGCUUCAAGAAUUAAUAAACCCCAUUAUAUUAGUUCUCCAAACAGUUCUCAAAAUCAAUUACCAACUUUUAAGACUGAUGAAGUAUCUUAUAAUUCCAUUCCAAGUCAUUCUCAACCUCAACAACAACAACCUGUUCACCAACAACCUGUUCAAAAGCAACCACCUCCACAAUCUCAACAACCUCAACAAUAUCAACAAGCCCCAUCAAAACAGCCUCAUCCUUAUGGUGCCCCUACUCAAUAUCAAGGACAGAAUCAAUACCAAUCACGUCCUUCGAAUCCUCCUCAACAUCAACCUUUGAACAAACAAAGUUAUAACAAUCCAAAUACUUAUCAAAUGGGUGGUCAACCACCACAAGGUUCUAACCCUCCACCUCAAGGAAGAAUUCCUCCUGCUUCUCAACAAUUCCGUCCUAUGAAUAGUCCAAUGGCUCCAAUGCAACAACAAAUGCCUCAACUGCAAUCCAUGAGACCUAUGAAUCAACCUUCAGGUCAACCAAUGGGUCAACCAAUGCAUCAAGGUAUGAAUCAAAUGCCUUCUAUGCAUCAAGGUAUGAGUCAAAUGUCCUCAAUGCAAUCUGUUAACCAAUCUCAACCUCAUAGUGGUCCUCAUAGAAGACCUCCACAAAAUUAUGGGGUACCUCCUUCAACUUCUUCAUACAAGAAACAAGGACCAAUCGGUCAACAAAUGCCAGGUCAACAAAUGGGUCAACAAAUGGGCCAACCAAUGGGCCAACCAAAUCAACAAAACCAACAAAAUAUGAGAAACUAUAACAACUCACAAUACCAAUACCAAUAUUCAAAUCAACCACCUCAACCACCCCAAUCUCAAUCAGGACCAAAUCCUUAUACCAGGCAGUAUUAA
This is a messenger RNA of Yamadazyma jaroonii, 2901 nucleotides long. The record is from the annotation of a GenBank genome assembly. NCBI's taxonomy places the organism in Eukaryota, Fungi, Ascomycota, Pichiomycetes, Serinales, Debaryomycetaceae.